CACCAUCCUGUACUCUGUGGCUGAAGCGUCACAGUCUAGUGUGUGAGGAGUUUGACAUGCAACCCAUUUUGGAAGUUCACAGUUUGACUUGAAGUUUCUCUGACUGCAGCUCAUUUUUUCCACAUCGGAUCUCAUCUGGAUUUUUAGCUGUUUAGUUAUUUACCAAAACAUCUUCAAUUAAGAAGUAAGAAUAGGGGGAAAAAUACUCAAGUCACUAGAAGUACAAGAGGAAGUAAAAGCUGCAACUCUUCAGUCUUUGAAGGUGUGAGAACAAGAGAACAAGAAGCAUGACCAGUCGAUUCAGAGGAAUUAAAAUGCUUCUACUUGGGAUUCUGAUGCUUCUUCUCACAGCAGUUACUGGAGAAGACGUCCUCUCCUUCACAGUCAGAGUUGGAGAUGACGUGACUUUGCCUUGUGGACGUGUGACAGAAGAUCAGCCAAACUGUGACCAGAUUACUUGGCUUUUCAAUCGAGAUAUUAGGAAAACAGCAGUAGAGUUGGUUACAAACGGGGAUUUAAUUAAAAAUGCUAAAGCUGAAGCUGAGAGACUAAAUGUCUCAGAGGAUUGUUCUCUGGUUAUAAAAAAUGUCACACCUCAGGAUGUUGGUCUUUACACCUGCAGACAGUUCAGAUCAGGAGAACAACAUGGUCCAGAAGCUAAAGUUUCUCUGUCUGUUAUUAACGUGGAGUCUCAUGGUCUCGUCUUCUUUAUCUGCUCUGUGUCGACAUAUUCUGAGUGUUGGCACUCAGUAGAGUGGCUGUAUAAAGGUCAUAUGAAAGACACAGAGACAACACAGCGCACCUGUUCAGCCAACGUGUCAUUCCCAUCUCCUCUUCCUGAUCAGAAGUCAAACCUUGAUGAGUCCCUGUAUUGUAAUGUGACAGAUGUUAGGAGUGGACAAACACUGAGACUUAAUGUCAGACAUCAGUCCUUACAUGAGGAAACAGUCUCUUUUACAGGUUUGCUCAGGUUCAUUAUUUUCUGUGUGCUGUUAGCUGCACUCAUCAUCAUCGUUGUGGCAGUCAACAUAUGGUCAUGGACUAAAGAGAACAAACCUCAGACGGAUCCCAAUGCUGUGCAAAACGAUGAAGAUGAAGACGAAGACGAUGGGUCAGUCGUCUAUGAAAACUCUGGAGGCCAUGAUGCCUCGAUAGGAAACCAGUGAGCGACAACAUCAGGACCUGUAACAUCUUAAAAAGUGUU
Molecule: messenger RNA, 1204 nt
Organism: Labrus bergylta (ballan wrasse)
Lineage: Eukaryota; Metazoa; Chordata; Actinopteri; Labriformes; Labridae
Source: RefSeq, a predicted model, not a curated record